AUGCAAUCACUUGCACGUUUAUCUCGUACCUCUUUGGUUCAAAAGGGUCUUGUUCCACAAACCAUUAAAAACUAUUCAUCAGUUUCACAAGCUGAAAUUGAUAAUGAACCAAGAUUUUUAGAAUGUUUCAAAACUUUCUUUGAUAAAGCAGCUGGUUUAACCAAUUUAAAACCAGGUGUUUUAAAUAAUAUGAAAGAAUGUAAUGUUGCUCUCCGUGUUGAAUUCCCAAUCAAGAAUGAACAUGGUGAUGUUGAUAUUAUUGCAGGUUAUCGUGCACAACAUUCACACCAUCGUUUACCAUGCAAAGGUGGUAUUCGUUUCAGUGAAGAAGUAGAUCUCCAAGAAGUUAUGGCCUUAGCUUCAUUGAUGACUUAUAAAUGUGCUGUCGUCGAUGUUCCAUUUGGUGGUGCUAAAGGUGGUGUCCGUAUCGACCCAAAGAAAUACACUGUCGCCCAACGUGAAAAGAUCACUCGUGCCUACACUCUCCUCUUAUGUCAAAAGAAUUUCAUCGGACCAGGUGUCGAUGUACCAGCUCCAGAUAUGGGUACAGGUGAACAAGAAAUGGCAUGGAUUCGUGAUACCUAUCAAGCUUUCAACACCAACGAUGUUGAUUCAAUGGCUUGUGUCACUGGUAAACCAAUCUCAUCAGGUGGUAUUCGUGGUCGUACCGAAGCUACUGGUCUCGGUGUUUUCUAUGGUAUCCGUGAAUUCCUUUCCUACGAAGAAGUCUUAAAGAAGACUGGUUUAACUCCAGGUAUCAAAGGUAAAUCCAUUGUUAUCCAAGGUUUUGGUAAUGUAGGUUACUUUGCCGCCAAAUUCUUUGAACAAGCUGGUGCUAAAGUUAUUGCCGUCGCCGAACACAAUGGUGCCGUCUACAACGCCGAUGGUCUCAACAUUGAUGCCCUCAACAAAUAUAAACUCCAACACGGUACUUUCAUUGAUUUCCCAGGUGCCACCAACAUUGUCGACUCUGUCAAAGCCUUAGAGAUCCCAUGUGAUAUCUUAAUCCCAGCUGCCCUCGAAAAACAAAUCCACAUUGGUAACGUCGCCGAUAUUCAAGCUAAAUUAAUUGGUGAAGCUGCCAACGGUCCAAUGACCCCACGUGCUGACCAAAUCCUCCUCAAUAGAGGUCAUGUCAUCAUUCCAGAUCUCCUCUUAAAUGCUGGUGGUGUCACUGUAUCAUACUUUGAAUGGUUAAAGAAUCUUUCUCACGUUCGUUUCGGUCGUUUGAACAAGAAAUGGGAAGAAUCCUCAAAGAAAUUAUUAUUAGAAUUUGUUGAAUCAACCGUCAACAAGAAAUUAUCAGAAGCUGAAAGAAGCUUAAUCAUCCAUGGUGCUGAUGAAAUCGAUAUCGUUCGUUCAGGUCUCGAAGAUACCAUGCAAAAUGCUUGUGCUGAAACCAGAAAGACUGCAAAUGAAAAGAACACUGAUUACCGUUCUGCCGCUUUAUACAAUGCUAUCAUGAAGAUUAAAGCUGUCUAUGAAUCAUCUGGUAAUGUCUUCUCUUAA
This is a messenger RNA of Dictyostelium discoideum AX4, 1509 nucleotides long. It is a transcript of the gene glud1, whose product is annotated as NAD-dependent glutamate dehydrogenase. The record is from RefSeq and is a predicted model, not a curated record. Lineage: Eukaryota; Evosea; Eumycetozoa; Dictyosteliales; Dictyosteliaceae. The transcript has 2 exons. The coding region runs from base 1 to 1509 and encodes 502 amino acids.